This is a messenger RNA of Danio aesculapii, 1652 nucleotides long. RefSeq lists its product as uncharacterized. Bases 3 to 1421 code for a protein of 472 amino acids. The transcript has 19 exons. Gene Ontology annotation, molecular function: carbohydrate binding. NCBI's taxonomy places the organism in Eukaryota, Metazoa, Chordata, Actinopteri, Cypriniformes, Danionidae. The record is from RefSeq and is a predicted model, not a curated record.
CCAUGGUCUCUCUUAGCGUUGUCUUUGCUUUAGUGCUUUUGAACUGCAGUCAGCUGAUAUCUGCAGGCACUGUAGUUACCUGUAUAGAUUCUGAACUUCAUCUCCGCUGCGAUGUUGGUGUGAUCUUUGUGAAGUCCGUAACACUAGGAGUACAAAGCACUCGUAAUUGUGGACCUGCAAAACCACAAAAUGGAAUUAGAUGUUUUGCAAUUCCAGUUCCAGCUGUUGCUAGAUGGUGUAACGGACUGGCAGAGUGUGUAGUAGAUGAACACAAAGUUAUAGGAGAUGAUCCAUGUUUUAACCCCUACACAUACUACAUCACCACCUACACUUGCGUCCCAGGAAAAACAAGUGUGACUUGUGAAGGCAAAAAGAGUGAUUUGAAGUGUGUACGUGGAAAGAUUAAGAUAAUUGCUGCAAACUAUGGACGUACAGAUGAUUUCACCUGCUUGGAAAGACGUCCUAUGAAGCAGCACAUAAAUACAAACUGCUUCUCACCCAACUCCCUGGAUCUUGUGCAACAAAGUUGUGAAGGGAAAAGUCAAUGCACUGUAUCAGCCUCCAAUGAUGUGUUCUCGGAUCCGUGUGUCGGCACACGCAAGUACCUGUGGAUCUCCUACUACUGUUCAUUAGUGCUAAUGAACUGUGGCCCGCUGAUGUCUGUGUCUAUGUCUGUUUCUGUGCGAGACAGCCAGGAGAAGACUGGAGACAGGUGUGGCACACAGAAUAGAAUCAUGGCUUUUCUUGGUGGAGUUGUUGCCUUUGUGCUACUGAACUGUGGCCUGCUAAUAUCUGUAUCGGUUUCUGAUUCUGUACAAGACACCCAGGAGUCAGAUUUUGAUAGCACUGUAAUAACAUGCAGGGAUUCUGACCUUCGUCUACGCUGUGGUGUUGGUGUGAUCUUCAUAAAGUCGGCACGAUUUGGUCGCCGACCCACCCGCAUUUGUGGCCCGGCAAGACCACGUAUUGAACUGGGUUCUGCUAAGUGUCUUUCAGAUAUUCCUCAUAUACCUAAAUGGUGUAAUGGACGGGCAGAGUGUGUGAUAAACUGGGAAAGAAUUGCAAGAUCAGAUCAUUGUUUUUAUACCCAUUACACCACCACCUACAUUUGUGUCCCAGCAGAGACCACUGUGAUUUGUGAAUUUGAGAGCGGGGCCUUAAAAUGUGAACAUGGUAGGAUUAAGAUACUUGCUGCGAACUACGGCCGUACGGAUGAUACCACCUGCUUGAGAAGACGUCCAUACAGGCGGCACCAAAACACAGAAUGCUAUUCGCACAAUUCAUUGGGUCUUGUGUCAGAAAGAUGUGAAGGGAAGAAGUACUGCUCCUUGUCUGCCUCCAAUGAUGUAUUCUCUGAUCCCUGUUUCGGCACACGCAAAUACCUGCAGGUCACCUACUCCUGUCCUGCAUAUGAAGGCUGAUUUUAUGGAUUAAGUCAUGCCAGCCUCCUCCUCCAGUGACUUGCACAAGAUCAUGCUUGAAUGCAUUGACUCUUGAUAAACUGUAGCAAAUAUGGUUAGUCUUAACUGACAACAGUUAUGGUUUUUCUUUGGGGGGAGGGGGGUUUAUAAACUGGCUGUACAAAUGUUCAUCUGUGACGCUGCUAUUAGACAACGGUUUAACAUCUGUAAGCAUUCAUAAUUUUGAAUGGU